AUGGCGUCACAGCUUCUUGUUUGGGGCUUUUGCAGCGGCCUCCUUCGUCCAAGCCCCGUCGGUCAUCUGGCUGUGGCGGGGCCUGAUCUGCGCAGUGCUGGUGGAUCUCUCCUCCCACCAAUGAAUGACCUUCGCCCUGCUCGAACUCCUACCCGGGUCUCUUCGGGGCCUUUUUUCCCUUCGUCAGCCGCGACGGACUCGCCGAUUAUGUCGUGCACCUCUACGCCUCUGUCAGACGAGGCGCCGUGGCCGUGGGCUGAAUCAGCGUUGCAUCGGGCGUUCGUAUACCUAUGCCUAGUAUGUACCAAGCGAGACGAUAUGUACGGUAAAGAUGGCUACCCUGAUGACAACAAUCAUGAAAUCGCACAAUCCUCUUUCAAAGCCUUGAUGGAACCCCUUGAUAUCAAUCGUUCGUACGCCCACAUACUCCGUACAUACUACCAGCCAUACAAGCCCGCACACCUAUUGUUACUAGUCAGUACAAUCAUGAUCGAACCGGGCCGGUCCUACGAUACGACUAUGACACAUACGGAGUACCCGCAUAUUCACCGGUGGAUCUGUUUCAGCCUACUAAUUACGCGCCGGUCUGCCCCCAAGCACACGGACCGUGCCCGUGUUGUGGAGGUCCGUUGA
This is a messenger RNA of Aspergillus terreus NIH2624, 633 nucleotides long. RefSeq lists its product as uncharacterized. The record is from RefSeq and is a predicted model, not a curated record. The coding region runs from base 1 to 633 and encodes 210 amino acids. Lineage: Eukaryota; Fungi; Ascomycota; Eurotiomycetes; Eurotiales; Aspergillaceae. The transcript is spliced from 2 exons.